GAUACAGUCGGAAUCAGAGCCGAGAGCCCCUGACUGCGCGCCUCACAUCAAUCGGGUCUUGGCUUGCGGUUUGAGAUUGUUUACAUCCAAUCAAACAAGUAAGAAAGAAACCAGCCUCAGCCAGAGAUGGACAGCGCAAAUCAGCUUGCAUCUGCGGGGACAUUUCAAGUGCUAAAAUUACCUCUGGGAUUUAUCCGCGUUUUGGAAUGGCUUUUUGCCAUUUUUGCAUUUGCGACAUGUGGGGGCUACUCUGGUCAGCUGCGGGUCAGCGUGGACUGCAUGGAGAAGGCCAGCAGCAACCUCAGCAUCGGCAUUGACUUCGCCUAUCCGUUCAGGUUGUACCAGGUGUCCUUCGAGGCCCCUGCAUGUGAAGCUAUGAGGAGGGACCGCGUUUAUCUCAUUGGAGACUAUUCAUCGUCUGCAGAGUUCUUCGUCACCAUUGCAGUGUUUGCCUUCCUUUACUCACUUGUGGCCACCGGCGUGUACGUCUUCUUUCUGAACAGAUAUCGUGAAAUCAGCCGAGGACCACUGAUUGACUUCGUAGUGACAGUGGUGUUCUCCUUCAUGUGGCUGGUCAGCUCCUCUGCUUGGGCCAAGGCUUUGUCUGAUGUCAAACUAGCCACAGAUCCAGACGAAGUGCAGCUCCUCAUCUCUGCAUGCAAAGAGCCGACCAACAAAUGUGGCUCUGUGCACGGACCGCGCUGGUCUGGACUCAACACCUCAGUGGUCUUUGGGUUCCUCAACUUUGUUCUGUGGGCAGGAAACAUCUGGUUUGUCUUUAAGGAGACCAGUUGGCACAAGGGUGCUUCAAAGUUUCCAAACGCAGCAUCUGAGAAACAGACCGGCGCUUUUAACCAACAGCCAUACAACCAGGGUACUUUUGAUCAGUCAGGGAGCUACAACACUCAGCCAUCUGAGUAUAGCCAGGUGGGAGGGCCCACGUCCUACUCCAACCAAAUGUAGUCAUGCCUUUUUAUUUUCCUGCAUUUUAAACCAGGGCCAAUGGGGCUGUGGGUGGGUGGGGCUUAAAGAAAAGAAGGGCAGUGGGUUAAACUUUCAUCUUCUACACAGUUUGGUCAGUUUCAGUCUGUCUGUGCAAGAAAAACAUAAAAGGUCGUAAAAAGAAAGUGUCAAAGAAAGACGUCUGUGAGUCAAUACUACGUACACCCAUUGUAGAUACAGGUAUUGUUGGGUAUUGUACAAAAUAAUUAGACAUAGUCCUCUUCUCCUUCUCCUUCGGAGGUGUUGUUUGCUGAAUAUUGUACUUCUUGUGGUUUGAAACAUGUUAGUGACAGUUUCUCUUUAUCUGUGCUCAGUGGACACUCAUUCUUUUGACUGGAUGUCUCUUUCAAACUAGUUUGCACUGUUUUUGAAGGGGAAAAGUGCUCUCUGUUUGUACAGUUUCAAGUGCAUGAUGUUGUGUGCAAAUGUUCUAUCUAUGUGAAAACAGGAAAAAGAAACGUACAUUUUAAUCUCUUAAAGUUUACAGAAUUUACACUGCCCUUACUUCUGGAAGUUUAGUCAGGUUCAUUUUGUUAUAUUUGUUUUUAAUCUAACAGAACAGCCAAAAUAUAUUUGAUAAUGACGUUUAUAAUUCUGAUACACAUUUAGGUUAAAUAUAGUGCAGGUCGUUGUGAAUUUCAUGUAUUACUUUUGAUGUCAGACAAUUUGGAAGCAAUAACUGUACACAACAAAUUAAUCUAUACAGGAUUUAUAUCAGGAAAAAUACAUACAUCACCCACAAUUUCAUGUUUUGUUUUUUUUUUUCCAUUUUUGAAUUUUUUAGCACUUUUUUUAAACAGGAAGAUUGACUUCCUUGUUGUUUACAAGUGGCUGCUCCUGCUACAAGUUACUGUGACUGUUUUCUAUGCUACCCUGAGAAUACUGGGAAAAUUAUUUAAAAAAAAAAAAAAAAAAAAAAGUAUACCUCUAUUAAGCAUGUCCACAGUAACCAUGUAUCUUGUUAAAGCCCUGCAAAAAAGCACAUCAGUUCCACAGUGAAAAUUCAAGAAUCAUCAACGGUGGGCUCAUACCUGUACAUAACUAUAAUGGAGCAUUUGUUUACUUAAAGCGACAAUUCAGGUUUGCAAAACUAUAAACGUCUGUGCAAUUCAUGUGUAGUGAUUAUGAAAGGAUCAUUUUGGUUGCUGUUUGUUUACAUUAAUAUGACUUGUGCAACCCCGUCUCCUUACCUCCUAAGCAUGUGGCUUGCAUCAGUGUAACAAAGCCGAUUAAACACCCAUGUAUGUAUUAUAGUCUGAUGUCAAUAAUAUUGUGUAUGGAUCCAUUUACUGGCAUUAGUUUCCUGAGUGCGGAUGAUACUUUACAGGCAUUUAAAGCAAAUAAAGAAGCACAAAUUUGUCCAUAUUUGAUGGGCAUUUG
Messenger RNA from Sphaeramia orbicularis (orbiculate cardinalfish), 2382 nucleotides. RefSeq names its product synaptoporin a (gene synpra). NCBI's taxonomy places the organism in Eukaryota, Metazoa, Chordata, Actinopteri, Kurtiformes, Apogonidae. The transcript has 6 exons. The record is from RefSeq and is a predicted model, not a curated record. Bases 127 to 963 code for a protein of 278 amino acids. Gene Ontology annotation, cellular component: synaptic vesicle; synaptic vesicle membrane.